GUAAAGAAGAGAAGAAAUCCAAAUUGAAAUGUUUUAAAGCUGGGAAUCGCCGACGAUGACAUAACGUAAGAAUUUUUUUUCCUCCUCCGAAUCAAUUUCUUGAUGAUCAAGAAACAUAAAAUGGAAGAAGCAACGUUCGUCAUCUGAUCUUUCCAAUUCCAUACACAUUUUCAUACCUUUCACAAAGAAGUUACCUUUGGUUUUUCUGUUCCGCUACACACAAAACGGCUACAUAGAGGAAUUAUGGUGCUUUGGGAGAUUACAUUGGGAACCGCUUAUUUUUUGGGAUUGAAGAGGACAUACAAGCUUGCUCUCAAGAUUCAACGCCGUCUUGUUGCUCCUAAAUACCCUAAGAUCCGUCUAUUCCUUCAUAGGAAAACACGAUCCAUAUUUGAUGCGGCAAUAAAGGUUCAUCGUGAGGUGCAACAAAGAGACAUUGAAGUUGGUAGGAAUCUGGGUAAUUGGAUCCUCAGAUGGCUGGACAAAAUGAAACCAGGUGCGCAGAUUCGUCCUGGGAAACCUACCCAAUCCAACAACAAUUCAGCUGUCAAAACCACGAAAAAAGGUUCACCCGACCCUUCUUACCAGAAACCUCCACAGAGGUACGGAAUAUCUUAUAGGAGAAACGGGGAUCGAGAAUCUAAUAGGCGUUUCUUUACUUCAACCAAAUCUUGGCAUGCAGCAUACCCAACUAUUUCUAUGAUGAUGAAACCCGCAGAACCAGUUGGAACUAAUACUCACUACAGACACUUGGUAUCCGGCCUCAACACUUUCGAGUUGAAAAGUACAAGAUUUGGGUGCAAUGGAGUGAUUCGGAAUGAUAUAAUGCAAUGGAUGAGUAAGUAGAAUACUGAGUUUCAGAUGGAUUGUUUAUAUGAUUUUGGAUAUUCAUUUGAUUGUUGUCUAUCUGAAGCUUAUGGUCUUCGGCGGUCAACGAUGAGUUUUGAUUAGGUUACUUUUCAGCUUCAAAACUUGUGUGGUCUCUUUCUUCAUUUGUUUGCUUUCCUAGACUGUAAUUGUAUCACCAUAUUUCCAUUUGCGAACUUAUCUUAAAGGAUUUGAAGGCU
This is a messenger RNA of Cynara cardunculus var. scolymus (artichoke), 1067 nucleotides long. RefSeq lists its product as uncharacterized. The transcript has 2 exons. Bases 244 to 846 code for a protein of 200 amino acids. The record is from RefSeq and is a predicted model, not a curated record. NCBI's taxonomy places the organism in Eukaryota, Viridiplantae, Streptophyta, Magnoliopsida, Asterales, Asteraceae.